Messenger RNA from Coregonus sp. 'balchen', 597 nucleotides. NCBI's taxonomy places the organism in Eukaryota, Metazoa, Chordata, Actinopteri, Salmoniformes, Salmonidae. The record is from the annotation of a GenBank genome assembly.
AUGCUGGUCAGUCUCAGUAUCUCCUCAACCAAUCACAGCUCUGCUCUCUGAUUGCCUUGAUCUCUGAUUGGCUAUCUGUCUGUGCCCUGUGAUUGGUUGUGCAGGCUGGGCGGAGCUCCAAGAGACAGUUGUUCCUCCUUCCAGGGGGCAUCGAGAGACACCUCAAAAUCAAGACCUGCUCAGUGAGUACACACACACACACCCCCCCACAGCAGUCAAAGGAUAGGCCUAUUUUCACGUUGUAAUUGUGUGUGUAGGUGUCUCUGGAUGCGAUAGAGGAGCUGUGUAAUGAAAUUGGACUGCACAGACUGGAGUCCAUGGAUGAGUACGCUAUAUUCCUGGUCACACACCGAGGUGAGCCUCACACAAACACACACAUAAAGGACGUGAGCUGAAAAGCGGCUGGAGUGACGUGUCUUUCUGCCUGCAGGUCAGAAUGUCCGUCCCCUCAAUAAGAGGGAGUACAUCCUGGACAUUGCUACGGAGGCGGAGCCAGUGGACAGUAAUUACAGCCUGUGGUUCAGGAGAGUCAUCUGGACACAGCCGCUCAAAUUUGACAACGAGCUCUGUGUCACCAUGCAUUAUAACCAGGUAUAA